Saccoglossus kowalevskii is the source of this 1227-nucleotide messenger RNA. RefSeq lists its product as uncharacterized. NCBI's taxonomy places the organism in Eukaryota, Metazoa, Hemichordata, Enteropneusta, Harrimaniidae. The record is from RefSeq and is a predicted model, not a curated record.
AUGGUGCCACAGUUUAGUACGUUGUCCGAACCAAUUAGAUCACUCGUGAAAAUUGAGGUUCCAUUUGUUUGGGGUAAAAGGCAAGAAGACUCGUUUAUGGCCAUUAAAAAGGCAACUUGUUCAGAUAUAAUGCUUGGCUAUUUUGAUAUAAAUAAACAAACUACACUGACUGUUGACGCAAGUCCGGUCGGCCUCGGUGCGAUUUUGCGACAGGGAAAUGCAUUAAUCAGCUGUGCGAGUAGAGCACUUUCCGAAACGGAAAGCCGAUACAGUCAGAUUGAACGAGAAGCCUUGACAAUCGUUUGGGGAAUGGAACAUCACCGAUUAUAUCUCGAUGGUUCACCCGAAUUCACUAUUGAAACUGAUCAUAAACCAUUAAUUAGGAUAUUUGCUCGAAAGGAAUUGCAUAAAAUGUCAAGUCGAAUAGAAAGAUGGGUGAUCAAGGCCCAAAGAUUUAGAUUUAAACUAAUCCAUUGUUCCGGAAUAAACAAUCCAAGCGAUUAUAUAUCGCGACACCCCAGUUCUCUUAACCAUCAUAGUGGAAAAAGAACGGAUGAACACGUUUCUUUCAUUCGUAAACAUACGUUGCCUUGUGCUGUAACAAUGAAAGAAAUUCAAAUUGCGAUUCAAAAUGACAAAACUUUGAUGUUUGUUAUUCAAUGUUUGCGGACCAAUUGUUGGCAUAAGGGUCAUUUGGGUACCUCUAAAACCAAGGCAUUGAUGAGAGAAAAGGUAUGGUUUUCUGCAAUGGAUUCUUCGGUUGACAAAACCAUAUCAGAUUGUUAUGCCUGUCAGUUUAACAUUGAUAUGAAAACAAAAGAACCAUUGAAACCAUCACAAUUACAUACAGUUUGGUCUCACGUUGCAACUGACAUGUAUGGCCCCUUGCCAUCUGGCCAAUAUUUAGUUUUUGUAAUGGACGAAUAUUCAAGGUUCCCGGAAAUAGAAAUAACAAACUCAACUAGCUCUAGUGCUGUGAUACCCAAACUUGAUCGUAUAUUCACUUCAUUUGGAUAUCCAUCAAAUUUGAAAAGUAACGGUCCCCCAUAUAAUUCAAAUGAAUUUCAAUUUUAUUCGAAAGAUUUAGGUUUCCAUCUCCAGAAAAUAACACCAGAAUUUGCCCGUGCGAACGGACUAGCAGAGAACUUCAUGACAAAUUUGGGAAAGAUUUUUCCAACACAAAUGAUGAAGGGAAUGAAGGUGAACAGGAGAAAGUCAUUGACUUAG